UUGUCCCUUUUAAACGCAAACAAAACCUCAUAUGCUUUUCUCUCUCACAACUCCAAACCACAAACUUUGUCACACUUUGUUUCUACAACUUCUUCCUAUACUUUCUCACUUCAUUAUUUUUUUUGCUUCAACUUCCAAACCUAACAACAACAACAACUUAACACAACCCAUGGAAGCUCAAGAGUUUUUCCAAUCCGACAACAAUUCGAACACAAACAAUGUAAACACUGCUGCUUCCGACCACUUCAUCGUUGAAGAUCUCUUUGAUUUCUCUAAUGAGGAUGUUGCCAUUGAGGACCCCACUUUCGAAGAAUCUCCUCCUACCAACUCUAAUGAUUCUCCUCCUCUUGAAACCAACCCCACUUCCAAUUUCUUCACCGACAAUUCCUGCCAGAAUUCUGCCGACGGCCCUUUCUCCGGCGAACUCUCCGUUCCGUAUGAUGAUCUUGCGGAGCUAGAAUGGGUGUCCAAAUUUGCUGAGGAAUCAUUUUCAAGUGAGGACCUACAUAAGCUACAGUUGAUAUCUGGUUUGAAGGCACCAAAUAACGUAGCAUCAAAACCCUAUGAAGAAUCCAACCCAACAGUACACUCUCAAGUGUCUGUCCCGGCGAAAGCCCGAAGUAAGCGAUCUCGUGUGCCUCCGUGCAACUGGACUUCGCGCCUUCUAGUUCUCUCUCCAACCACGACCACCACCACCACCACCACCACAUCUUCUCACUCUGACACCAUGGCUCCACCAAAAAAGCCUUCUCCAAGAAAGAGAGACCCCAAUGAUGGAGGGGAGGGUCGCAAGUGCCUUCAUUGCGCCACUGAUAAAACUCCACAAUGGCGCACUGGGCCAUUAGGUCCAAAGACACUUUGCAAUGCCUGUGGAGUCAGAUACAAGUCGGGUCGACUCGUACCUGAGUAUAGGCCUGCAGCAAGCCCAACAUUUGUGUUGACCAAGCAUUCCAACUCACAUCGAAAGGUGCAAGAGCUCCGACGCCAGAAGGAGAUGAUGAGGGCCCAACAACACCAAUUGUUGCAACUACAACAUCAUCACAGCAUUAUGUUUGAAGGACCAUCCAACGGUGAUGAUUACUUGAUUCAUCAACACGUGGGACCCGAUUUCACGCACCUCAUCUAGUACGGUGCUUUGGUAGAGAAUUAAACCUCCAACGCAGCUUUGAAUAUUAAUUUUGUAGCUACAAUUAAUUUUACUUAUAUCUCUCCUACCAUUUUUAGUUUAUGACAGGUUAAUUAAUAAUGUUUUUUCAUUUUUCAAGAA
Molecule: messenger RNA, 1267 nt
Organism: Medicago truncatula (barrel medic)
Lineage: Eukaryota; Viridiplantae; Streptophyta; Magnoliopsida; Fabales; Fabaceae
Product: GATA transcription factor 9
Exons: 2
Coding region: 32-1126 (364 amino acids)
Biological process (GO): cell differentiation; regulation of DNA-templated transcription
Cellular component (GO): nucleus
Molecular function (GO): sequence-specific DNA binding; zinc ion binding
Source: RefSeq, a predicted model, not a curated record